This is a messenger RNA of Sodiomyces alkalinus F11, 1221 nucleotides long. RefSeq names its product Fasciclin-domain-containing protein. The record is from RefSeq and is a predicted model, not a curated record. Bases 1 to 1221 code for a protein of 406 amino acids. NCBI's taxonomy places the organism in Eukaryota, Fungi, Ascomycota, Sordariomycetes, Glomerellales, Plectosphaerellaceae. The transcript has 2 exons.
AUGUCGCCGCGAGCAACAUCGGUGACUCGGACCUUCCGAUCCCUAGGCUUGGCCGCCCUGGCCUUUGCGAACUCCAUUGCCGCUACCGAGACCGACCUCCUCUCCGUUCUCUCUAGACAGGAUAACCUCACCACGUUCCUCGAUCUCGUUAAGGAUCACCCGGACAUCUAUAACAUUUUACCCACCGACACAGGUGUUACUAUCAUCGCCCCGAAUGAUGCCGCCUUCGUCAAAGGCGCCGGUUGGGAUCAAGAUGAACAGAGAAUCCCCGUCUGGCUCACCUAUGGCAUUCUCGACGACGUUGUCAACUUGGGUAAUCUCGAACCCGGUGAUACCAUCAGCCUCAGCACGCUUCUCAAUAGCCCUGCCCACGCCAACGUCACCGGAGGCCAGAAAGUCUUUGUCACCGUGCAGCCUGGUGGUGAGGUGAUCCUCAGUUCCGGCAGUGGCACCCACGUUACCGUUGUCGGCCUCGAUAUCCCCUUCGACGGCGGCGUCGUUCAGAUCACCGAGUCCCUCAUGGUCACCCCGACCCGUCUCGAACACUCCAUCCGCAAUUCCUAUACCGACCUCAGCGCUUUCCUCGGUGCGCUCUACGCCGCCGACCUUGUUCAGGAAUUUGCCGAGACCCCCAACGCCACCAUCCUCGCCCCUCAUAACCACGCUUUCCAGCGCUUCGCCGGCACCUUCGAGGAUAUGGACCAGGACGAGCUCCGCCGCGUCUUGCGCUAUCACCUCGUCCCCGAUGCCAUGCUGCGCGCCUCGGAUCUGCUCAACAAUACGAACGUUGCCACGGGCGCCGAGGACGGCGAGAAGGUAUACAUUACGCGCUUCAUCAACGACAUUUACGUAAACACGGCGAAGAUCAUCCAGACCGAUCUUCUCGUUGCCAACGGCAUCAUUCAGAUGAUCGAUAGCGUGCUCAACGUCGAUGAACACGAUGCUCGUCCGGACGUGACCCGAUCCGCCCAAGUCCCCGUCUUCACCGCUACCGGACAGACCGCCGCCGGUACCGCCGCCGCCAUACCUUUCACUUCGGCACUACCCUGCACGGCAAGCUGUGUCUUGUCGUCGAGCUACCAACCUACGGGCACAGCCGAGAGUGAAGCCACAUCGACGAUUAGCGACAAUGCCGCCGUACCGACAGGCCUUCCAGUCGGACUGGGCAUGGGUGUCGCCGCUGCCGGACUUGUCGGAAUGGGUCUCCUGGGAGUUGUAUAA